GCCAGUUUAGAGGAAAAACGGACAGAGGGGAGGGACACAGAAAGAGCGAGAGAGCGAGCGCAAUGGUCAACUCCUCAAACUGCAGCCCCUUCGCGCGCCUCAGCCCUCCUCCCGGGGGCUGAGAUUGGAGAGGAAGUGGGAAGGUUCCGAUCUGCUCCUCAGCCAGUGCCCUCAUGCCCCCACCCUUCUCCUCAGCACGGGGCUUCGGCGCGCCUCGUCCCCGCCCCUCGCCCCAGGAGAGGAGAGGGCGGCGCAGUAGGCCUCACGGAGAAAAGCCGGGGCCGGCCGACCGCAUCGGCCCCACAGCCACGUCCACCGAAGCCGGGCACCCCAGCCCCGCGCCCGCCGGAGAGCCAGGCCAGAGGACAGCCUCAGAAACCGCGGGCGCCGGAUGCGCGCUCGCGUCACUUCCGGGCGGUGCAGCGGCGGCCACUUGGAAGAUGGCUGCGCCCUGUGGCUCGGAGCUGCCCGCCAACUCGCCGCUAAAAAUCCCGAAGAUGGAGGUGCUCUCCCCAGCUUCUCCUGGUGGCCUGAGCGACGGAAACCCAUCGCUGUCCGACCCUUCCACGCCUCGGGGUGCCUCCCCGCUCGGGCCGGGCAGUGCGGCGGGCUCGGGGGCAGCGGCGUCCGGGGGUCUCGGGCUGGGGCUGGGGGGCCGCAGCGCCGCCUCGUCCUCGGUCUCCUUCUCCCCUGGUGGCGGCGGUGGCGGGGCUGCGGCAGCCGCCGCCGCCGCCUGCCGGGGCAUGUCGUGGACGCCGGCCGAGACGAACGCGCUCAUCGCAGUGUGGGGCAACGAGCGGCUGGUGGAGGCGCGGUACCAGCAGCUGGAGGGAGCCGGCACGGUGUUCGGCAGCAAGGCCCCCGGGCCGGCCAUGUACGAGCGCGUGUCCCGGGCCCUGGCCGAGCUGGGCUACGAGCGGACCCCGUCCCAGUGCCGGGAGCGCAUCAAGCUGGUUCGAUGCCCAGAACUGAAUGCUGUGCUCCAGCUGUGGCCUCACCGGUGCUGAAUAGAGAGGAAGAGCCACCUUCAUAGCUUACAUGUGAUUCCUCUGCUUAUACAACCCAAUACUGGAUUUACUUACUUUGGCAAGAUAGCUGCAUUGUGCACUGUAUUUAAUGUUACGUGUACUGUAACCCUGGGUCUUUCUCUGCAUUGCUGCCGUUAAACCCCCAAUCCUGCCAAUCUAAAACUCCUGCCUUUGUUCGCCUGUCCCCCUUCCCCAUAGACUCCCUGUAUAUUCAUCCACAAUGAAUGUCAUCUUUUUAUCCUCUCAUUUCCUUUUACUCUAAUCUUAAACUUUGACAAAACUUUUCAUGCUGUCCUAUAAAUUGUCAUUUGUCGGCCGUCUUAUUUUUCUCCCUGCUUUGAUAAUGGAGACAUCUUCCAAAUCUUUCUUCUGGUUCUCUUCCUUUUGUAGUUGUUAAGCACUUGGAAUGGUGGAAUUUUUUAGUAAACAUUCGCCUGGCAUUUCUUGUAAGUCAGAUAUCCAUAAACUCCUCAGGUUUGACCAUCUGAUGAACUUAUCUUUACUUUAGUUCUAUCCUUCUUAUCUCACAGUUUUUCCUCAGGGAGGAGACACAAACAUAAUAUCCAUUUACCCAAGAAAUUUCUUGGUUUUUUUUUGGUACCAGGGAUUGAACUUGGGACCUUGCCUUUGCAAGGCAGGUACCAGUACUACUGAGCUAAAUCCCCGGCCCCCAAGAAAUUUCUGAUAACAAGGAAUGUUAUAACUUUUAAUCGUGCAUAGUAUAGUCUGAUAAUUUUAAGCAAGUUAUUCAUCUUCCCCAAGACCUUUGUGAGGGCAAAUUAGAACUUAAAUUACUAUAACUUUCUAAGAUAAGUGAGGUAAAGGAAGGGAAAUAAGGUUUUGUGUUGAGUAGGAUGUGGCUCCCAAGAAAGCCAAAUGGAAGUUCUAUUGGAUUUGCUAGCUGUCUGGAAUGGUGAUGAGACUUUGUUUUUCCUGGAAUCUGGAGCAUUGUAAUCUCAGACUUAGAGUACAUUUUUAAGUUGGUUUAUUUAAGACUGCUGAUAUAGACACCUAUUCUUUUAAUUAUAUGCUUUGUUUAAUGAGAAUAUAGAAUGUGUAACCUUUUCUGCUUUACUGUGGGUGAUAAUGAUCUCCAUACAUCGUUUUUUAUCCAUUUCUGAGCUCUCUCAAGUUUAAAUUGCAGUGUUUCUUUAUAGUAGCAGUGAAGCUGAUGUUUAAAUUCUUCUUUUUUCUAUCUUUGUUGAUGUGGUGUAUUUGGUAGACCAGCCUAAUUUGUGGUCUUUACUGAAACCAGAAGUUACUGGUUAUGUGUAUUUAUAUCUUGAGAGAGUUAAAAUCAAUUUGAAAAUCUUUUAAACAUUAUUACAGCACAUCAGAUUACUAUCAUAUGGAUUUAGGAGUUAUCUUCCCUUCAGGCACCACAUAGAUAUUUUAUAUAUCAGCAUAGUACACUAUAAAAAUAUUUUGCAAAAGUGUACUGUAAGAGGUGGCAAGAUCCAUUAGCCUUUUAUGGUGAUAUAUAAAAUAUAUCACCUGACUCUUCUAUAUCUAUAGUCAUUAAAUAUUGCUACUUUCAUUAUGUAUGAUUACAUAUGCCAAGUGAAAUUCUAAGGUCAAUUUGAUGGUUUCCAAGAGAAUGAGUCUUUUCUGUUUCCCACCAUGUAUACUAUCAAAAAUUGGUGGUUUUGCUUACAUUUGUUUCAUUUCCUAAUAAGUAUGAUACCUUUCUUCAAAGGAACAUUGGUUUUAUUUUUUGACUUGUGAAUUAACUCUCAGUGACAGAGCUGAGUGGACUUGACUGAACUCUUUUGUGCGCUAAAUGCUUUUCUCUAGACAGCCAGAAAGAAGUGAACAGUGGCACAGUUUCCAUCUCCAUUUAUGGCCUUGGAAGGUUGAAAGGGACAGAGUUGGGACUCUCCAUUUAUGGACCUUGAAGGAGUUGAAAAGAGUGGUUGGGGUGCUCUUGGAGGCAGAAACUAGACAUUAUGAGAUAAAAAUAAAUUGGCAGGAGAUGUUUGCAAUACAAAUUCCCGUCCCUGCAAGAAGGGAAGAGGGUGCUGGGAAAGGGGAGUAUGUAGACGGUCAGAUGAGAUUGCUGUGGCAUUUGUCUCCUUCCAUUGUAAGACACAUAUUUCCCAAGUUCAUGUGUCUGGUUUAUUCUAUCAAGUUAUGUAUGUCUAAUGUCGUUGUAGCUAUCCUUUAUGAAAAGGAAGAAGAGACACUUUUUAAAGACUGUAUUACUGGAAACCUCAGUUCUGAGCAUCAUUUGGGGUACCAAAAGAAGUCUCAAGAAAGGGAAAAUGGGUCACAUGCUUGUGCUACAGGCAGAUUGGUUGGUUCUAAGGCAGGUGAUUAAUUCUUGCUCUGUUUGUGUCUAAGGAAGAUCCUGUAUGUCAUGCUCUUGUUUCUUUUGCCUAUCAUUAUUUCUGAUCUCCAGGAAUAGGUUUAAAAAGUACUUGACAGUAUCUUACAGGUUGUUAUCUGUGAUUUAAAGAUAAUGAACUUUCACAGAUCUAUGAAGAGUGUUGAAAGUUGUUUUAGUUAAGUAAUAUAUUGACUUAUGGAAAGUAAUCCCAGCUUUAGGAAAACUUUAUAGUCAUGGUAAUGCCUAUAAAUUAAGUCAGGGGUGAUCUGAGUUUAUGUAGUUGAGUUAGAUACUAUUUGGAAGCCACUAGAGAAAAAGAGUCUCCUCUCUCAAGAAAAUUCUGUGAAACCCAGUAACGUUGAAGAGAGAUUAGAAGGAACAAAAAGAGGCAGAGGUGGAAUAAAACCUGGAUGUGACUAAAUUUGGAAGCUGGGACUAAUUUCUUAUCUUUCAAAGUAUCAUAUAAGAUACCGUAAGAUGUAAAUUAAACUCAGUAAGCUGGGCUAGUAAUCAGAAAUAUGCAUUAGAAAUAAAGACCAUGGAAUAAUUGAAGGAUUGCACAGUAUAAUGAAAUUAUUUAAGUUUUAUCUGUGGACUUACUUGCUGAUAAUUUGUUGUAUGCAUGUGGCAGAAAAGGAAGUAAAAUAAUUUUCCUAUUUCAUCCUCCCUUUAGAAAAGAAACUAUUGGUCUUGUUUGGUUGUUUGUUUAGUUUGAGUUGGUAGACUAGUAAAAUGUAUUUAGGUAUUAUUUUUGGAUUUGUAGGAAUAAUGUACUUCUCGAUCAUUGAUGUCUGAGACUGGGAACUUGUGUUACUGAUUUGCCUUCUGUAUUAAAUUUUAGCAGCUUCCACAAAGAUAGUGAAUUAGUAAGGAAUAGACUAUGUAAAUAAAUAAUAUGCUUUACUAGGUAGUUUGUUUAGGCAAAUUUUUUUACCCCAUAUUUCUUUCUUAAUCAAGAAUAAGGAAGGUGUUCUUUGCUUUGGGAAAUUCUUCUUUCUGUCCUCCUUCCCUCACUUUUUCCAAAUUCUGGGCACAUAGCAGCUUUCUCUGUUCUGUGGCAGGUGUGCAUCCUAUUGGCUGGCUGGUAUUUCUUGUUUUUUCUUCCCCUUAGUCUUUUUUAAAUGGGGGUGGGGGUAUAAAAUAUGUGUAUGAGAUACAUGCAAUAAUGUUUUAAUGUUUCUUGUUGUUUAAUGGAUACUUAAUUGCAAAAUAAUUGUUUGAAUUAUAACAUGUUUGAGUAAAUGCUAAAUUAGUAUUUUUCUAAUAUAAUAAUGAAUUUGAAAUCUAGUAUUCCUGUAACAAUGUGUCUAUGUUUGUCUGUCUGUGUCUGUCUAAUAGUAAUUAAUAUCUGUGGUCCGUAUCUGGAAGAGGAAGUACAGCUUUAAAGGAAUAACAAAAGACUUUGUGUCUUAGACCCUUCGCAGGUGUUACAGUCGGGUGAAAGAACAUGGUGUUGGGAAAAGAAAGAGCAGUUACACAUUUGAACAGUUGGAACAGGUGUUUGGUCAGGGAGGAUGGGAUGCUCAGCCCUGCCAGCCUGUACUUAUUAACAGUAGUGGCUUGUACCAGGAGCUGGAGUCAGAUGGCAGCACUAUG
Heterocephalus glaber (naked mole-rat) is the source of this 4950-nucleotide messenger RNA. Lineage: Eukaryota; Metazoa; Chordata; Mammalia; Rodentia; Bathyergidae. The record is from RefSeq and is a predicted model, not a curated record.